CUUUUUUUUUCUCCUCAAAGGAAGCGACAGCGGGGGUUUCCUCUCUCCCUCUCUCUCUCCAUCGUUUCUAUGCCGCAGGUAUUGUUGCAUAUCGCCUCUCCGGAGCUAAACGGGACAGUGCUAUGAGGACUCUGCCCAAAAGCAAAACUUGCGAAGUGUACUGCGUCUCCGGGCAUGCACACCUUGCUGCACAGGGAUGGGUGGAGUUGAAGGAGCCCACCCAGUCAUGGAGCCCCCCCACGAAGCCUGAGGAGCAGGAGGUGGAGGAGGUGGAGGGGGGGCGAGCUCCAGUCCUCAGCUCCUCCUGGAGGAGAUGGAUGUUAGGUCUUCUGCCUUUCUUUCCCUUCGCCGCUGCCAUUGCACUGACUUUCCACUUCCUAACAUCUCCGCCCUCCUCAGUGUUCUUCCUCGGUGGCAGCGUGGAGUUCCCAAACCAGAGCUUCUCCUCGGAGCUGGCCGACUCCACCUCCCCUCAGUUCCGCCUGCGGGCUCAGGCUUUGAACCAUUAUUUCUCAGAGCUCUACGAGUCCUCGCCGUGGAGCUCUUACUACCUGCACUCAGGAAUUACUGCCUUCAGUGAAGGAGCAGAAGGGCUCAACGUCUUCUACUGGAGUAAAUUCUCCGCCCCGGACAACGUUGCCGUGGCAAUCCGGAGUUCCGGCCCAGAGAGGCUGCAGCGCAGGCUCCCUGGCAGCAACAAGGUGCUGCGGUACAGCCGCAACGAGCAGCGCUACUACAUGGAGCAGGAUGACGACAUGCUCCACCUGCUGGGUUUGGACCCUGAUGACUUUGACUCAGACGGAAAAUCAGACAAGAGUAAGAAUCCAAACAGCAUCCAGAGUGGGAAGUGGCAGCUCGGCUUCCAAGCGAUGUCCUUUGACCUCUAUGCCAAAUAUGGCAACAACCGCACCCUGAGCCUCGUGAGUCCCAAGAAGCCGUACUACCAGUGGCGUCUCCGCGUGCCGUCAGGUCAUGUGGUCCGACUGGUCAUUCUCACCCUGCAUGGCGCCACGCCAGGAAGCUGCACCGCCCACAAGCUCUCGGCCUACGACUUCUUGCUUCCAUUACAGAACAAGAUCAUCGCCAGGUGGUGUGGGCUGCCUAUUUCGGGUUCGUCCCCGGUCAUGAAGCUGACCUCCUCUGGGAAUGUGAUGUUGGUUACCUUCUCCUUCAACAGACAGAGGGAUGGAGCGAUAUUCAAAGCUUACUUCCAAGCCAUCCCAAAAGCAGGUUGUGGAGGGUCGAUUUCCUCCUGGAAUGGCUCUAUUUCCUCCCCCUACUACCCUUCCUAUUACCCUCCUAAUAUAGACUGCACCUGGACAAUACGGGCGCCGUUGCCAGGAUACCUGAUCUCCAUGACGAUCGUGACGAUGGACAUUCAGGAUUCCUCGUCAUCAGACGGCUGUGAGAAAGACUGGCUGGACAUCGGAGGGGUCAAACUUUGUAAUCCAGUGUCAGACGGCAGCAAAAAGCGAGUCUACUCCUCUCCUCUCUCCCUUCACUUCCAUUCGGACGAAUCUCUCACUCACAACGGCUUCUCCUUGCUCUACCGAGUCUUCUCUCCAGAGGGCACCUGUCCUCGCCAGUUUCGCUGUGGAGAUGGACGCUGUAUCCCUCUGAGGAAGGUGUGUGAUGGAGUGAGAGACUGCUCAGAUGGACGGGACGAGGCUAAAUGCUCAUCCUGCAGGCCAGGUGAGGUGCUGUGUGGGAAUGGCCAGUGUAAGCCCCAAGGCAGCCAGUGUGUGAGCCAGAGCAACUGUGCAGACAGCAGUGAAGAGGGCGCCUGCGGAGGUAAAUGUUACCACACUUGUCCCAAUAAGGUCUGUUUGCCAAAGUCUUCAGUGUGUGAUGGUGUUAUUGACUGCAAAGACCGCAGCGAUGAGCUCAACUGUACCAGAGCGUAUCUCAAAGGCUGCUCCUCAUCCUCAUACAAAUGUGCCAAUGGAAAGUGUGUGAGUAAGGUUAACCCCGAGUGUGACGGAGUCAAAGACUGCUUUGACGGCUCUGAUGAACUGCGCUGUGGCUGUGGCACCCGGCCUAGGAAGCGCACUAAGAUAGUGGGUGGCUCUGACGCUGCGGCGGGGUCAUGGCCGUGGCAGGUCAGCCUCCAGAUGGAUCGCUACGGCCACGUCUGUGGAGCCACGCUGGUCGCCAGCCGCUGGCUCAUCUCUGCAGCUCACUGCUUCCAGGACUCAGACGCCAUUAAAUACUCAGAUGCCCGUGCAUGGCGGGCCCACAUGGGAAUGCGUGCGAUGACUACGGGGAACAACGGCGCAGCCACCAGGCCGAUCCGCCGGAUCCUCCUCCACCCGAAGUACGACCAGUUCACCUCCGACUACGACAUCGCCCUUCUCGAGCUCAGCGCUCCGGUCUUCUUCAACGACUUGGUGCAGCCCGUGUGCGUCCCCGCGUCCUCACAUGCCUUCACAACAGGGACCAGCUGCUACGUCACAGGCUGGGGCGUCCUCAUGGAGGACGGUGAACUGGCCUCUCGCUUACAAGAGGCCUCAGUGAAGAUCAUCAACAGGAACGCUUGUAACAAGCUAUAUGAUGAGGCCGUCACUGCCAGGAUGCUGUGCGCUGGGAACCUGCAGGGAGGGGUGGACGCCUGCCAGGGUGACUCAGGAGGUCCGUUGGUGUGUCUGGAGCGAGGCAGGCGGUGGUUCCUGGCGGGGAUCGUGAGCUGGGGCGAGGGCUGUGCGAGGCAGAACCGUCCCGGCGUCUACACACAGGUGGUCAAGUUCACUGACUGGAUCCAUCAGCAGACUAAAGGACAGCUACAUUGGUCACUUCAGAGAUAGUGACCAGGUCAGGUGUUGCCAAGAAAAUCACAUUUAUUGAACGUGGAAAGAGUUCUCUCCCCACCACAUACGUUAUGUAACUGUAUAUUUUUGCCCUCAUCUACAUUCGUCCAUGUACUGUAUAUGUGUGUUCAUGACCGACUGUUAUUGUACUGUAUGUGUAUGUAUGUGCAUUUGUAUAUCAUGAGUUUAUCGGAGUCAUAGCCUUAUGUUCAGUAUAUUCUGUAACUGUAGUGGAUAAUCCCUGAAUAGGAGGUGAUAAUAUAUUUUGCAUUUCAGUUUGAUUUAAUUUAUCUUUAUGGUGCCUCCUUCGUAUUUCAUGUUCCCCUUAAAAUCAUGAUGCAGAUGAUGCUGGCGUAAGGAACCAAUAAGACUAUGCAGGAGAGAACCCAAUCUUUUCUAUGCAGACACACUUGCAUGUUCUCAUUUCUCCUGCUGUCCUCUUCUCAUUCAGAUCAUAUCACCACCCAGUGGCCAAUCUGCACUAUUGUUUUGUUUUAUGUCCUGAGGGAAUGAUGCACCUUACACCCAAAGGAUUAAAAAAACAUGCAUCAUUGUUUAAUGAUAUCAGAUUAUAUGCUCUUACAUUAAAGACACUAUUUCCAACACAGCAGGUCAAAUCAGCGGAUACCGAGUACUGAUCUGAUACCAGUCUUUAAUUAAUAAGCUGUAUGCCUCUCUGUGUGGAAGAGACUGGGAUCAUUCUUUUAUGUGUAAGGCAACAUCAGGCUGGACUUCAACAUUGCUUUCCUAACAAAUAAAUGCAUAGAUAAUCAUUUACUGAAUUAGUAUUUAUUAUUAAAAUGAUAAAUCGCACACCAGCAACUUGGAAUUACAAUUGAAAUGUGAACCUUUUUAAUACAGCAACAAAUUGGUCAAAACUUAAAACAGGAAUUAAAUUCCAGUAUACAAUGUAUAAAGUAUAUGAAUAUAAAAUUGAAUUGAAUAGAUCAGCCCCAUUGUCACCGAUCCGGGUAUUAAAGUCGGUAUCGGCCCGAUAUCUGAUCUGGUUUUGGUAUCGGUGCAUCCCUAGUAUGGACUUAUUGCUGCAUUUUUAUUAUGACAUUUAUAUUGUUUUAUUUUUUUCUAAUGUCUUUUGGCUUUUUAACUUUGUCCUCAUUUAAACUUUGGGCUGGUAAAUCUCUACAGCUUCAGCUGUAAUUGGUGCUUUUGACUGAAAAGAGUACAAAAUGAGUCACCUGUACAGACCAAUAUUUCGGAGUUCUUACUACUUUUAUAUAUAUGUGACAUUAUUUUCUAUUAUGGCGUGAGCAAGAAGUCACCUUAAAACUGAGGUCACCUGUCUAAGUGGUGAGAUCAGUGUUUGUUCUAGUUGCGCAAUGUGUGGCAUGCUCUUACAAGCAGAACACCUGUUUAUUUUCUAUUUGGGAAAAAGAUCAGCAGUUUAAAAUGUGAGAAACACCACUGUCAAGUUGUUAUUGAGGACACCACCCGUUCAUUAGGGUGCCUACGUGAUGAUCAUCCCGUGUCCCAUUAGACUAGAGAGUACACACAUGAUUUAACCUCAGAGCUGCCCUGUGCUCAUCAGUGGUGCGUAAUUUGAUAACUUGCAGAUUAUUAAAUGGGAAAUAGUCGUUUCAUGUAUAAAUAAGUGUAAACAAUUGCUGUUAAUUUACAGCAGGAUUUCAACAGUAUUAACCUGUUAUUGCUAAAAACAGUGCUUUACUGUUAAUACAAAAGAAAACCUGUUAAAU
Molecule: messenger RNA, 4516 nt
Organism: Sebastes umbrosus (honeycomb rockfish)
Lineage: Eukaryota; Metazoa; Chordata; Actinopteri; Perciformes; Sebastidae
Product: suppressor of tumorigenicity 14 protein homolog
Exons: 20
Coding region: 123-2801 (892 amino acids)
Biological process (GO): proteolysis; acrosome reaction
Molecular function (GO): serine-type endopeptidase activity; protein binding
Source: RefSeq, a predicted model, not a curated record